AUGAGUACCUGCUGUGAGCUUAGCCUGGACCCUGCCUUUAGAGAACCUCUUUUUGAUAACAUGAUGGCUGCCUGUGACCCCCGCCACAGCUGGUACCUCACUGUGGCUGCUGUCUUCCAUGGUCGGAUAUCCAUGAAGGAGGUCAAUGAGCAGAUGCUUAAUGUGCAGAACAAGAACAGCAGCUACUUUGUGGAAUGGAUCCCCAACAACGUCAAGACAGCUGUCUGUGACAUCCCACCUCGUGGCCUCAAGAUGGCAGUCACCUUCAUUGGCAAUAGCUCGGCCAUCCAGGAGCUCUUCAAGCGCAUCUUGGAGCAGUUCACUGCCAUGUUCUGCAGGAAGGCCUUCCUCCACUGGUACACAGGCGAGGGCAUGGACUAGAUGGAGUUCACCGAGGCUGAGAGCAACGUGAACGACCUCGUCUCUGAGUAUCAGCAGUACCAGGAUGCCACCGCAGAAGAGGAGGAGGAUUUUGUUGAGGAGGCCGAAGAUGAGGCCUAUGACAGAGCCCCCAUCACCUCAGGCUUCUCAGUUCCCUUAGCCAUCUUACUCAACUGCCCCUUUCCUCUCCCUCAGAAUUUGUGUUUGCUGCCUCUAUCUUUUUUUUUGUUUUUUUCUUCUGGGGGUGUCUAGAACAGUGCCUGGCACAUAGUAGGCACUCAAUAAAUACUUGUUUGUUGAA
Gorilla gorilla gorilla (western lowland gorilla) is the source of this 682-nucleotide messenger RNA. RefSeq names its product tubulin beta chain-like. Lineage: Eukaryota; Metazoa; Chordata; Mammalia; Primates; Hominidae. Gene Ontology annotation, biological process: microtubule-based process. The transcript has a single exon. Gene Ontology annotation, molecular function: structural constituent of cytoskeleton; GTPase activity; GTP binding. Gene Ontology annotation, cellular component: microtubule. The record is from RefSeq and is a predicted model, not a curated record.